Messenger RNA from Frankliniella occidentalis (western flower thrips), 1040 nucleotides. RefSeq names its product protein DPCD. The transcript has 4 exons. Lineage: Eukaryota; Metazoa; Arthropoda; Insecta; Thysanoptera; Thripidae. The coding region runs from base 244 to 906 and encodes 220 amino acids. The record is from RefSeq and is a predicted model, not a curated record.
UGAGCCGGCGCAGAAGCCACGUUUUGGUUCUCUGCGCAGACCUCAGAGACCCCACAGCGACCCAAACAACCCAAGCGACCCAAGCGACCCUCUUGUCUGGACGCAGCUUUGACCAAUCACCACCUUUGUUUAGUUUUUCUUGUGUAGAGACGAUGUUCUUGUUGUUUACAGUUGCCAGGGCAGUACAUGUGAAAUCAGAGGUUGUUUACAAGAGAAUUUGUGGUCUUUCCCCAUUUGAAGAAAAUGAUCACCGUUAAAAGCCAGCCACCUGUGGCCGGUGAAAACCUCCCCAUUACUAGUUCUAAUUGGAUAGCUUACCUGUCAUCUGCUCAAAAAUCCUGCUUAGUUGAAAACGGUGUUCGGAAAGUUCAUUAUAACUUACCCGAUGGAAAAGAAAUGGUUGAAGAAUAUAACUUACAAACAAAUGUUCUGCAGCGACGUAUGUGGAAAGUUUCUGAUACUGUAAGAGGAGAAAAGUGGAAUGUAGAGGUUGGCGACCAACUACCUCAAUUUGACAACAUUGAUUCAGUCGGGAUACAGGAAAAUUCCACUGCUCCGAUGCUGUCAAAGCGAAUUACUAAAACUAAUAUUGAAUGGAGGAUAAGGAAUCUUCCAUAUGCUCGUGAUGUGUAUUCAGUGACUGCAGAUGAUGAUGGUAUUACUGUACGAACAUCAAACAAGAAGUACUUCAAAAAGAUAACUGUGCCAGAGUUAAACAGAGUAGGGUUGCAAACUGAUGGUUCAUUGCUGAGCUUUACCCAUCAAUUCAAUACUCUUAUUAUUACAUACAAGAAACCUCCAAAGGUCUUGGAAAUGGAAGCAAAAGUGUUAGAGAUGGUGAAAACAAUCUCUCCUACUAAAAUACCUGAUAUAAAAAAUGCCCCUGAUCAGUGUAAACCUAGUUAAGUGCAAUGCUCCUACUUCAUAAUUUAUUGCCCAAAACCACAUUGUUUCUCAUGCCAGAUUUGUCAACAUUGUAAAUAUUUUUAAAAUACUGAAACACCCUCUGUGAAAUAAUAAUAUACCACAUGUAUAAAAUA